AUGAGCGGCUUCCAAAACGGCGAGCGCCAGGUGCGCGCCAUGGAUGACGACAGCGAUGUCGAGGAGGAGGCCCUCGUCAACGACUACAAGGAGCAGGUCCAGUACGAAGACGGAGCUGAGCUGGAGCGGGUCAGCUCCAUGUCCAUGGCCCAGCAACCCGACGACAUCCAGUCCCGCCUCGUCGCCGCCGCCCAACCCCUCGACUUCUCCGCCCCUUUGGAGGUCAAGUUCCAGAGCUACGAUGCCUACUGUAGCUUGUUCCACUUUAUUCUCAACAGCGAAGGUCCCAUCGACCUCGAGCCCCCUUCGUACUACUGGGCUUGGGAUGUCAUCGACGAAUUCAUCUACCAGUUCAACUCGUUCUCGUCGUAUCGCAACCGCAUCGCGAGGCAAGGCUCGAAUGAGGAGGAGGUGCAGGUCCUCCGGGAGAACCCCAACACCUGGGGCUGCUACAGCGUCCUCAACGUCCUCUACUCGCUCAUCCAGCGGUCCCAGAUCACCGAGCAGCUCGCGGCCAUGCGUCGGAACGAGGACCCGAUGAGCGUGGCCGGGGAGUACGGGUCGAAGAACCUGUACCGCAUGCUCGGGUACUUCUCCAUCGUCGGCCUCCUGCGCGUGCACACGCUGCUGGGCGACUUCAGCCUCGCGCUCAAGACGCUCGACGACAUCGAGCUGAACAAGAAGGCCAUGUUCGCGCGCGUCAUGGCCGCGCACUUCACGACCUACUACUACGUGGGCUUCUCGUACAUGAUGAUGCACCGGUACGCCGACGCCAUCCGCAUGUUCAGCCACAUCCUGGUGUACGUGUCGAGAACGAAGAACUUCCAGAAGAGCGCGCAGUACGACUCGAUCACUAAGAAGAACGAGCAAAUGUACGCGCUCAUCGCCAUCUGCGUGGCCUUCCAGCCCACCCGGCUCGACGACACCAUCCACACCGCCCUGCGCGACAAGUACGGCGACCAGCUGCUCAAGCUGCAGCGCGGCGGGCCCGAGUCCCUGCCCAUCUUCGAGGAGCUCUUCCGCGCCGCCUGCCCCAAGUUCAUCUCCCCCGUGCCGCCCGACUUUGACGACCCGGCCUCCAACAUCGACCCGGUCGAGCACCACCUGUCCGUCUUCAUGGACGAGGUCAAGACCAACAUGUUCAGCCCCACCAUCAAGUCGUAUCUGCGCCUCUACACCACCAUGGACCUGAACAAGUUGGCCGGCUUCCUCGACGUCGACACGGACGAGCUCCGGUCCUGGCUCCUCGUCGCCAAGCAGCGGACCAAGCAGCUGCGGUGGACCGAGAAUAGCCUGCUGGAUGGCGAUUUGGUGAACGUCAGCGACCUUGAUUAUGCCCUUCAAAAUGACCUUAUCCAUAUCUCGGAAGCCAAGGUGGGCCGUAAGCUUGUGGACUGGUAUCUGCGCAACCUCUCGCGCACUUACACCUAG
Molecule: messenger RNA, 1431 nt
Organism: Sodiomyces alkalinus F11
Lineage: Eukaryota; Fungi; Ascomycota; Sordariomycetes; Glomerellales; Plectosphaerellaceae
Product: RNA polymerase I-associated factor PAF67
Exons: 3
Coding region: 1-1431 (476 amino acids)
Biological process (GO): translational initiation
Cellular component (GO): cytoplasm; eukaryotic translation initiation factor 3 complex
Molecular function (GO): translation initiation factor activity
Source: RefSeq, a predicted model, not a curated record